Numida meleagris (helmeted guineafowl) is the source of this 2124-nucleotide messenger RNA. Its product is annotated as 7-alpha-hydroxycholest-4-en-3-one 12-alpha-hydroxylase. The transcript has a single exon. The record is from RefSeq and is a predicted model, not a curated record. Gene Ontology annotation, molecular function: iron ion binding; sterol 12-alpha-hydroxylase activity; heme binding. Bases 592 to 2124 code for a protein of 510 amino acids. Lineage: Eukaryota; Metazoa; Chordata; Aves; Galliformes; Numididae.
UGCUGCAAGGUCCAUGUGCCAGCAGCUGGAUGCCCAGCACUGCACUGGGCAUAAGGGAUGGGGUCCCCUCACCCCAACAGGAGACAUCGAGGAGCAGAAGGCAAAAUGAGCAGAGCUGUUGGAGACCUUUCCUUCCUUAGCGUUUGAGACAAAAGUAGCUCAGCUCUGUCCCUCCCCUUGGUCCUGUAUUUACUUCCAGCAGUGCUUCAAACAUCUGCUCCUCCUCUCUUUUUUCCAGCCUGCAUUGCAUGUCUGUAGCAUGGUGUUAAACACAGAAAUUGCUGAGAUGAAUUCUCCAAAGACCCUUUUUCAAAAAUGCAGUGCAGCCCAGAAAAGGGGCUUGGCUUAGGCUGCUGCAGAGCCUACACUGACACCAUCUGACCGCAGUGGACUCUGAUGUACCUUCCACCUUAAAAAUCUCUGUGUGUCAGCCAAGGAGAGAAAUGUCCUCACUCCAAAUAGGGAAAACAAAUAAUCGCUGCCAAUUGGGGCAGAUGCUGUCAGCUCUGCAUCUGCAUAUCAGCUGCUGAAUGGGAAUAAAAAGCACUCCCCAAGCUCUGGGGCAUACUCCCGGCCAGGAGAAGGGCUCUGAUGGCAUUCUGGGCAGCUUUUCUCUGCACCUUGGUGGUAUUGCUGCUCGGGGGGCUCUACCUCCUGGGGGCCUUUCGGAGACGAAGACCCAAUGAGCCGCCUCUGGACAAAGGCAUCAUUCCCUGGCUGGGUUACGCACUGGAUUUCAGAAAGGACAGUUCAGGGUUUCUAAGUAAGAUGCAGAGAAAACACGGAGAUAUUUUCACAGUGCUGAUCGGAGGCUAUUACUUCACCUUUGUGAUGGACCCCUUCUGCUUUGGAGCCAUCGUGAAGGAAUCACGGUCUAAACUAGACUUUCAGACCUUUGCAAUUAAACUGGUCCUCCAGGUUUUUGGCUACAAGCCCGACGCGGCCAACCAUAGCACAGUGCGUACUUUCAGCACGAAGUAUCUGAUGGGAGAUGGACUCAGUCUCCUGACACAAGCCGCCAUGGAUAACUUCCAGAAGCUGAUGCUUUUCGAGCUGAGCUCAGGAGAGGAGAAGCGACCAUGGCAAGAGGCCGGCCUCUUCCACUACUGCUACAACAUCGUCUUCAGAGCCGGGUACCUGGCUCUGUUUGGCACAGAGUCGCACCAAAGGGCUGGGAACAGGGAGAAAGCUCACGAGCAAGACCUCAUCCACUCCAACCAGCUGUUCACCGAGUUUCGGAAGUACGACCGCCUCUUCCCCGGCCUGGCCUAUGACAUGUUGCCUCCCAAGGACAAAGUGGAAGCCGAGAGGCUUAAGAGGUUCUUCUGGGAUGCUCUGUCCGUGAGUAAGGGCUCUCAGAAGGACAACAUCAGCAGGUGGAUAAGUGAACAAGACCAGUGUUUGGCAGGAAGUGGUGUCCCUGACUACAUGCGGGACCGCUUCAGGUUUAUGAUGCUGUGGGCAUCCCAGGGCAAUACAGGCCCUACUGCCUUCUGGCUCCUCUUGUAUCUCAUGAAGCAUCCAGAAGCUAUGAAGGCUGUGAAGGGAGAGGUAGAGAAAGUCUUGAGGGAGCAUGGCCAAGAAGUGAAGCCAGGGAGCCCGCUGGUUAACAUCACCAGGGACAUGUUAGAGCAGACUCCUCUUCUGGACAGUGCUGUGGAGGAGACCCUGAGGUUGGUGGCAGCCCCAAUCCUGAUCAGAGCCGUCCUCCAGGACAUGAGCCUCAAGAUGAGUGGUGGCACAGAGUACACUCUGCGCAAAGGGGACCGGGUGGCUCUGUUCCCACACCUCUCCGUGCAGAUGAGCCCAGAAAUCCACCCUGAGCCUCACAAAUUUAAGUACGACCGCUUCGUCAACCCAGACGGCACCAAGAAAGAUUUCUACAAGAACGGCAAACGGCUGAAAUACUUCAACAUGCCUUGGGGGGCCGGUGUAUCCAUCUGUCCCGGGCGGUUCUUUGCUACAGCUGAAAUUAAAUUGUUUGUGUCCUUGAUGCUGACUCACUAUGACCUGGAGCUGGUCAAUGAUAAAGAGGAGAUCCCAGCCAUAGACUCGAGCCGCUGGGGAUUUGGAACCAUGCAGCCCGUUCACGACGUUCAGUUCAGAUACCGGCCACGCGUUUGA